Heterocephalus glaber (naked mole-rat) is the source of this 1239-nucleotide messenger RNA. It is a transcript of the gene Commd9, whose product is annotated as COMM domain containing 9. NCBI's taxonomy places the organism in Eukaryota, Metazoa, Chordata, Mammalia, Rodentia, Bathyergidae. The record is from RefSeq and is a predicted model, not a curated record.
GAUGGCUCCCUUAACAGAGGAGCACUUUGCAGCACUGCAGAGCCUGUUGAAGUCCAAGAUUCGUUCUUGUUCCAGGAAUAUCUGGUGUGAAAGAACUAACUGCUGUAUGCCAGAGGUGCUGAGACCCAAGAAAUACAUCAGGCAUAUUUGGGGUACUGACAGUGCUUCCUCGAAAGAUGUUGUCAGACAGCUGUGUCAAGAGAGCUUUUCCACUUCAGCUCUUGGCUCAGAAAAACUCUUGGAUAUGACGUGUUCCAGCUUGUCUGUGACCCAGGAGGAGGCAGAGCACCUGCUCCAAGCUCUGCACCGCCUCACGAGGUUGGUGGCCUUCCGGGACCUGUCCUCAGCCGAGGCGAUUCUGGCUCUCUUUCCAGAAACUUUCCACCAAAACCUCAAAAACCUGCUGACAAAAAUCAUCCUAGAACAUGUAUCUACUUGGAGAACUGAAGCCCAGGCAAAUCAAAUCUCUCUGCCACACCUAGUUGACCUGGACUGGAGAGUGGAUAUCAAAACCUCCUCGGACAGCAUCAGUCGCAUGGCCAUUCCCACUUGCCUGCUCCAGAUGAAGAUCCAAGAAGAUCCCAGUCUGUGCGGGGACAAGCCCUCCAUCUCCGCUGUGACCGUGGAGCUGAGCAAAGAAACGCUGGACACUAUGCUAGAUGGGCUGGGCCGCAUCCGAGACCAGCUUUCUGCUGUGGCCAAUAAAUGAACCAACCAGCUGCCAGUGCUGAGGCCACAUCCCGGCCGUGUGUCAGUGACGAAGCACCUCCCCUUGAGGCAGUGGUGCUGAGCUGACAGCUGGUGGUAUAGUGGGAUGGGGGACUUGGUGCCACCCACGAAGCACAGGAAGAUAGGGAGGGAGCGGCCGGCCCCUUGCUGUUCCCUGCUUUUGUCUCUUUCUGAAGCUGAUGCCCAGAAGCCUCCGUCUUUGAAAGGCUCCUGGGUGCGGCCUGCUCACCACUGUGCAGUGAAAGGGAACACAUGCACCAUCAGCAGGCUCUGUGUAGGGAAGAUUCAGGCCCACUGUGGAACUUAUCUACUGAGUUCAUUUCCAACAUUAGCUCUGAUGGAUUCAUUUCCAACUCGGGAACAAAUGGAAGCAAACAAGUGAGGCCAGCAGCACCUGCCCCUCUGUCAGAGAAGCCAGGCAAAUCUCCCAGCUGAGGAAGUCUGAGCCACUCCUGGGGAAGGAAGUGGGAGUACUGUGAUUGGAAAUAAAUAACAGUUUAUGAUUCUGGU